Molecule: messenger RNA, 3153 nt
Organism: Phyllostomus discolor (pale spear-nosed bat)
Lineage: Eukaryota; Metazoa; Chordata; Mammalia; Chiroptera; Phyllostomidae
Gene: STK35
Product: serine/threonine kinase 35
Exons: 4
Coding region: 336-1913 (525 amino acids)
Biological process (GO): protein autophosphorylation; autophagosome organization; positive regulation of autophagy
Cellular component (GO): cytoplasm; autophagosome
Molecular function (GO): protein serine/threonine kinase activity; ATP binding
Source: RefSeq, a predicted model, not a curated record
CAAGAUCCAGGGGCUAAUUGGAGGGAGGGUGUUAACUCCAACGUAAUCCGGGCGGUUCCCUGGAACGAGCUUUAAAUCAAUCAAACCGACAAUCCAGUCAGCCAAUCAGUAUUUAUUGGGCACCUACUGCAUGCAGUUCACCUCCUGCAGCACUGACGAGAGGAGACUUCGGUGCGUAGGAAGCCGCGGAGACCCGCGGCCGCAGCGGAUCGAGGGAAUUUGGCGCCUACUUUUUGUAGGUUGGGUGUUCUCGGCUGUGAUUGGGCGCGGUCUGCGGCUGCUCCGUCGACGUUGGCAGAACCCGGGAGAUUUGCUCCUCGACCGGCCUCCGGGGAAUGGGACACCAGGAGCCCCCGCUGGCCCGAGUGCCCGCGGGAUGUGCGGUUUAUAUAAAAAGGUUAUGUAAAGGGAUCAGCCGGCGCGAACACGUGGAGAGCCGCGGGUGCCUGGACGCCGGGUUCUGCCCCGCGCGCGCCGCUGCUACGUCCAGUGAAGCAGCAAGUUCCGGCACACGCCGGGCGCGGGCCACGGCCGCUCGCGCCGCUCGGCCCCGAAGGCUGCGCAGCCCGGGAGCCCGGAAGUGGAGGGGCUCAGGCCAGAUCACAAUCCAAGCUCCCGCUCCUCCGCGUCCCGGGGCUGGACGGAGGGAUGAGGCAGGGGGAGCCCGGGCAGCACCGUUGCUGCUCCCCCCACCGCCCGCAGCCAUGGAAACGGGGAAGGAGGACGGCGCCCGCAGAGGUACACAAAGCCCCGAGCGGAAAAGGCGAAGCCCAGUGCCGCGGGCGCCCGGCGCGAAGCUGAGGCCGGCGGCUGCGGCCCAGGCCAUGGAUCCGGUGGCGGCCGAGGCCCCCGGCGAGGCCUACCUGGCGCGGCGGCGGCCAGAAGGCAGCGGCGGGUCCGCGCGGCCGCGCUACAGCCUGUUGGCGGAGAUCGGGCGCGGCAGCUACGGCGUGGUUUACGAGGCAGUGGCCGGGCGCAGCGGGGCCCGGGUGGCGGUCAAGAAGAUCCGCUGCGACGCCCCAGAAAACGUGGAGCUGGCCCUGGCGGAAUUCUGGGCCCUGACUAGCCUCAAGCGGCGCCACCAGAACGUGGUGCAGUUUGAGGAGUGUGUCCUGCAGCGCAACGGGCUAGCCCAGCGCAUGAGCCACGGCAACAAGAGCUCGCAGCUUUACCUGCGCCUGGUAGAGACCUCCCUCAAAGGAGAAAGGAUCCUGGGUUAUGCUGAGGAGCCCUGUUAUCUCUGGUUUGUCAUGGAGUUCUGUGAAGGUGGAGACCUGAAUCAGUACGUCCUGUCCCGGAGGCCGGACCCAGCCACCAACAAAAGCUUCAUGCUACAGCUCACGAGCGCCAUUGCCUUCCUGCACAAAAACCACAUCGUGCACAGGGACCUAAAGCCAGACAACAUCCUUAUCACGGAAAGGUCUGGCACCCCCAUCCUCAAGGUGGCAGACUUUGGACUAAGCAAGGUCUGUGCUGGGCUGGCCCCCCGAGGCAAAGAGGGCAAUCAAGACAACAAAAAUGUGAAUGUGAAUAAGUACUGGCUGUCCUCAGCCUGCGGCUCAGACUUCUACAUGGCCCCUGAAGUCUGGGAGGGACACUACACAGCCAAGGCUGACAUCUUUGCCCUGGGCAUUAUCAUCUGGGCAAUGAUAGAAAGAAUCACUUUCAUUGACUCUGAGACCAAGAAGGAGCUCCUGGGGACCUAUAUCAAACAGGGCACUGAGAUCGUCCCUGUUGGCGAGGCGCUGCUAGAAAACCCAAAGAUGGAGUUGCACAUCCCCCAGAAACGCAGGACUUCCAUGUCUGAGGGGAUCAAGCAGCUCUUGAAAGAUAUGUUAGCUGCUAACCCACAGGACCGGCCUGAUGCCUUUGAACUUGAAACCAGAAUGGACCAGGUCACAUGUGCUGCUUAAAAUUCAGGGCAAAGCAUCUUGGGUGUUUUUGAACUAGGUUGAUCCUCGGGACCCGCAGUCUCAUCCAGUCUCUCUCAGAGGACGGCAGAGGGUACAGGUGGCGGGCUCGGCCGCUGGCGACCUCCCGGCAGCUGGACCUCCAGCAAUGUGAAGCUUUCGUUUGGGUUUUCCCCCUUCGGUUUUGCUUAACUUGUUUUAUUUUUUGUCUUUCUCUUUUAUUUCUUUUUUCUAUCUCUUUUUUAAUUUAAACAAUUUAAGACUUCAAAAGAGCAGAAGCUCUGCUGCGGACAGGCACCAAUUUCUUUAAAGAAAUGUAAUAUGGACAAAGCAUAUGUAUAAGUUUCAUUUUUAAUUUCUUUUAAGGGGUUGGGGGAGCUAUUUUGCUUUUGUCCUUUAUUUUCCCUUUUACCCAUUUCUCAGUUCCACUUACAACACCUCCCUUCCCCCGGAGAAGGCCUGCCUCCCCCUGGAGAAUCGGGGGGUUUCUCCUGGAAUGGGGGCAUGAAGACAGAAGGAGCCUCUGGGCCACCCCUCCACCAGAUGCAGAACUGCCCGGCUCCCGGGUGGGCUGCUCCUGGCCAGCCCUUGGGCCUUGAAUGAAGAACCACCUGGAACAGAUGACACCGGAGUUUGGCCCAGAGAACUCGAGAAAGAAGCUCUGAAACUAUGGGCGUGUUCCCUUUAAGCCGUUGGAAACCCUAGGCCACACCAGGACCCACAGUGGUGGGAAUCCAUUCCAUCUCCUGCCCUUUACCAUCCGGUCUCUGUGGUGGGGGCAGGGGGUGGGGGAAUGGGACAGAAGGUGACCAUCUCCCACUUCCUGGCGGUUGAGCGGUCAGCCCACCCCAGCUCUACACGCCUUCCUUUCUGUUAGUGAUCUUCCUCCCAGAAGAAGGUCCCCAGGAAAAAACUGCCGUGCCAAACUCUGCCUGGGACACUGCUGGGUCUUUAGCCGGCACCUAUAGCUCGACCCCUCACCUCCUGCUCCUGCAUCUUCUUCCCACGUGUGCCCACCAGACAUCCAGGUCGUCACAGAGGCUGCCCGAGUCCCUGAGGUCUGGUUGUGACCGUCACCAUAAGAACUGGGUGGUGGCCUAGACUGGCUGUCACUGCAGUGCAGGGCAUGCCCUCUGUGCCGAGUGUCAUGCCAUCACUCACGGUGCCAGCGUCAGGCGCCGUCUCCCUCACCCCAGGGACGUACUGCCAGGUGCUCGCUUUUGGUGUCAGUGUGUCUGAUGGG